CAUAGCUUACAGUUUAUGGGGUUAAGGUUUCCCAGUUUAACUUCAACCAUCGAGGGAGGGUGGAGCGGGACUCUGCAAACGACGAGGGGUUACGCCUUGCUGCCCCGUCCGGCGGCUCUGACCACCGCUGCAACAUGCAAUCAGGCAUCUCAGCUUCUCAGGGACCUGCUCACGUGCAAGGCGGCAACUUACGCAAAUGGAAGUGGUGUAAACUAUAAAGUGGUUUUUCAAGUUAGCUCUUGCAGAAAUUUUUCUCUGUUUUACUGCGCUCGCACUGUCUCAUCUGAAACAGAAACAGGGGUUUUGGAUUCUGCACUUUGGAGAUCGUAGUUGUAUAAGGUGUAGUAAUCAGUCUGUCUUGGCUGCCCCAAACCCAAAUCAAUCAGAACGCUUUCUGAUUCAGCGAGAAUGAACAAAGGAGGGGGAGUGGGGGGUGGAGUUGGUCUUGGAGGUGGUGGUGGUGGUGGCAGUGGGCCAACAGCAGCAGCAGCAGCAGCUGCAGCUCAGAAGCAGAAGACUCUGUUACAGAGAGUUGACAAUGACAUAACGAACAUGGUUGACAAUUUCAGUCAUUUGAUUAGUGCUGCUAGGGUAAAUGAUCCACCAGUCAGGAAUUCACAAGAAGCAUUCAUGAUGGAGAUGCGUGCAGCCAGAAUGGUUCAGGCAGCAGACUCACUCCUAAAAUUGGUCUCAGAGCUGAAGCAAACAGCCAUCUUUUCAGGUUUUGCAUCCCUAAAUGAGCAUGUUGAGCAACGGACUAUUGAGUUUAACCAACAGGCAGAGAAAACGGACUGUAUGCUGGCUAGAAUUGGAGAGGAAGCAGCUGCUAGCCUAAAAGAGCUCGAAGCCCAUUAUUAUUCAUCCAUUCAGAGAAGAGAUCAACCUGAACUAUGAGGUUUAUAAAGACACCACCAAUUCCUCAUGUUCUUUCCCCUAGGGCUGGAGACAUGCUGUAGUGUUUGAUAGAUCCAAACUGAUCCAUUGACAAGUUGACUUCCUUGAGCUACAAUCCUUUUCAACCAUAUGAUUCAGUGUGAUCAUGUCAUUUUGCAGGUAAGGGAAGGAGGUGUUGUAUUUGUAAAUUUAGUUGUCUUUUGAGGUCAAAACCUAAUAAUGAAACCUAUUUUCCAAUCUCUUAGGAGUGUUUCCUCCAGGACACACUGGAACAUCCAUUUCAAUAGUGAAGUCUGGAUGAUAAGUUUCCA
This is a messenger RNA of Macadamia integrifolia, 1205 nucleotides long. Its product is annotated as mediator of RNA polymerase II transcription subunit 22a-like. Bases 409 to 894 code for a protein of 161 amino acids. Gene Ontology annotation, biological process: regulation of transcription by RNA polymerase II. Gene Ontology annotation, cellular component: mediator complex. NCBI's taxonomy places the organism in Eukaryota, Viridiplantae, Streptophyta, Magnoliopsida, Proteales, Proteaceae. Gene Ontology annotation, molecular function: transcription coregulator activity. The record is from RefSeq and is a predicted model, not a curated record. The transcript is spliced from 6 exons.